AUGAAUAAUACAAGUAGACUAAUUGGAUAUUUCGAACAAUUACCCAAUGAAAUUUUAUUAGAUUUAUUUGAAAAUUAUAUGCGUUUAAUUGAUGUUUAUUUGGCAUUUUAUUUACUUAAUCAUCGUCGAAUAAAUAAAAUUAUAAAUUCUGCUCAUUUUUAUAUUGAUAUACCUUCAAAAGAUAUAUUUCAUAUGAAAUCUUUUUCACAUUUUGCCAAUCAAAUUGUUUCAUUACGUUUAACAAUAUUUUCUAAUGAUGAUUUAGAUUUAUCAAAAUUAAUUAAUCUACGAUAUUUACAUAUAGAAAAACCAACAAAUAAUCAAUUAAUUUCAAUUCGACCUGAAAUACUCCCGCAAUUGUAUCAUCUAUCACUUUCACCUUGUUGGUAUAGUGUGGGAGAAUUACCAAAACCUUUAGAAAAUAUUAAUCAAUCAUGUUCGUUCAAAUAUUUACGUUAUUGUAUUUUACCUGAUGGAAAAAUGAUUCGUAUUCCAUUAGAAUCUAAUCAAACUUCUAUAGAAAACCAAUAG
Messenger RNA from Adineta steineri, 531 nucleotides. NCBI's taxonomy places the organism in Eukaryota, Metazoa, Rotifera, Eurotatoria, Adinetida, Adinetidae. The record is from the annotation of a GenBank genome assembly.